Messenger RNA from Sus scrofa (pig), 1298 nucleotides. It is a transcript of the gene SHLD1, whose product is annotated as shieldin complex subunit 1. The record is from RefSeq and is a predicted model, not a curated record. Gene Ontology annotation, biological process: positive regulation of double-strand break repair via nonhomologous end joining; positive regulation of isotype switching; negative regulation of double-strand break repair via homologous recombination. Lineage: Eukaryota; Metazoa; Chordata; Mammalia; Artiodactyla; Suidae. Gene Ontology annotation, cellular component: site of double-strand break.
ACAAACCAUAAUUCAAAAAGAUAAAUGCACCCUUAUGUUAACAGCAGCACUAUUUAAAAUAGUCAAGACAUGGAAACAAUCUAAAUGUCCAUCAACACAUGAAUGGAUUAGGAAGAUGUGAUGUAUACCAUGAAUUAUUACUCAGCUGUGAAAAAUAACGACGUAAUAUGCCAUUUGCAGCAACAUAGAUGGACAUAGAGAUCAUCAUAUUAACCAGAGGCGAUGGCCACCCAGGAUGCCACCCCAGUAGCCAGUGGGAGGGAAGCAAUGCUUUGGACCUGCCAUCCGCUUGUGACAUAAGGGAUUACGUGUUGCAGAGACCCAGCCAGGAGGCCAGCAGCGAGGCUUUCAGUUCUGAGGAAGCCCUUUCAUUUCCUUGCUCUUCUGAUGUGGAUCCAGACACCAGUAACCUAAAUACUGAACAGAGUGAUUCCUGGACCUCUGAGAACUUCUGGCUUAACCAUCCUGUGAAGGGCUGGCCAGAGACCCAGACAGAGGAUGAUGGACUUCGGGAAUCUCUGGAUAGAUUCUAUGAAGUGUUUGGCCAUUCUCAGCCAGCCUCUGGAAAUCCACUCUCCACAUCUGUCUGCCAGUGCCUGUCUCAGAAAAUCAGCGAACUGAAGAGCCAGGGGAACCAAGAGUACACCCUCCGUAGUUUUCAACUGGCCCGGGUCAUCUUCAACCGGGACGGCUGCUCCGUCCUACAGAGGCAUUCCAGGGACGCUCACUUCUGCCCACCAGGAGAAGGAGAAGAAAGUGCAUCUCUGGAGGAUGGAAAACUGACCCCAGGACUUUCAAAAGAUAUCAUUCACUUUCUCUUGCAGCAGAACGUGAUGAAAGACCUAUAACUGGUGCCUGGUGGUGAGAGCAGGCACUUGGAGGGGAGCCCAGAGGCGGAUACUGUUGGUGCUCCACCCAGAAGUUCUCAGGCCAAGUAAAUGCUUUGCAAGAGAAGGCUGGCAUCUGCGAUCUGGUCCAGGAGCAAGUUCAGCCCAAAUGGAGAACCAGCAGUGUCUGGGAUUCUGUUGCCUCCAUGGCCACCCUACCUCCCACCCACCCUAUGACCUAAGGCCAGUGACCGACUAGUUUGGGAGUCCAAAAGCCUGGCUGCCUUGCCUCCAGGACAGGCAAGCUCUGAGGCAUAAUUCAAGUUCAAAAUCUCCCCUCCUGAUGAGACCAGGGCUGGGGCUUCACAUGAAACCUCACUCUUGCCUGGCUCCUUCCCUUUCCUUGUCUUCCUUCUCCUACUUGCGUCUUCUGGGAGCCUUUCCUUAAUAAAUCUAUUGAUGCAGAGUCUA